Messenger RNA from Cololabis saira (Pacific saury), 2697 nucleotides. RefSeq lists its product as uncharacterized. The record is from RefSeq and is a predicted model, not a curated record. The transcript is spliced from 11 exons. Lineage: Eukaryota; Metazoa; Chordata; Actinopteri; Beloniformes; Belonidae. Bases 152 to 2398 code for a protein of 748 amino acids.
UGACACCCACCGCGGCAGCGCUUCCCGGUCAAACCGUCCUGCUCCGGAGCCACGACGACUCACUCCGCCGAGCCGCACAAGUUCGGAGCACUUCGGAGGGAGAACUUCCUUCAUCUGCUCAAGAAGAGGGAGCGUCAAUCCUUCGUCAGCAAUGUCCAGAGGAAAAAAUGAGCUGUGUCGAAUAUGCGGCGGAGAUCUCCAGGGAAACCAACGGCGAUGGCUGUUUGGGGGCCAGAACAAGAAGACCAGCCAGCCUCAGACCCCAACAGAGUCUCUGAGGGGGGGAAGCCUGUCCAUGUCCUCGCAGAGCAGUCCCUGGGGCAGCACGGUAUCUUUGGGAUCCUCGGUGUCUCUCUCAAGGUACCAGGUGCCCAUGAGCUCCCCGUCCAAGAAUGGGGACCUGCUGGCGGUGCUGACCCACAUCCUGGGGCAGCCUGUGCCGCGCGGCGGCAGCCAGGGCGAGUUCUUGUGUGGCAAAUGCGUGUCUGUCCUGGAGCGGGUGUUCAAGUUCGACACUGUGUUGGCCCGAGUGAGGGUGCUCUCGAGCGAGCGGCUUCAGAAGCUGACGCAGGAGCGGGACAAGGUCCGGCAGUGGGUCCGGCACAACUACUGCCACCGGCACCCGCAGGAGUUCCAGGGCAGGAGCAGCAUCAGCGAGGACGACAGCGAGGUGGACAAGGACAGCUACAGGGAGAUGCUCAAGGAGAACAUGGCGCUCUCAGAGUACGAGUGCUGGUCCGAGAAGUGGGAUACCUGUCCGUAUUUUAUAAGAACCGGUAAACGGUGCAGGAAGGGCAAAGGGUGCGAGGGCUGCGACUCCCUGCGGGUGUCUGACUCGGCCUACGAGUCCGUCUGCGGGAUCCCUCGCCGCUUGCCCUUGCAGCCGUUCUCCCCGCUGUUGAUGUCGCGGGACGGCUCCCUCAGCGUGCCCCUCCACUGGCAUGGGGGGCCGUCAGUCAGCUCCAGCCCGGCCUCCCUGGCCGGGUCCACUCUCUCCCUGCGGGCGCCUUCUGUUCAGUCUCUGGACUCGCUCGACGGCCACGACCCUUUCCCCUCGCCGGGGGAUCCGUCGCUCAGCUUCGUCCUGAAGGAGCUGCGGCGCAUCGAAGGGAAGCCCAUCAGUUCCCCCUCGGGGAGCAGGAUCCCGGUGCUGGGUGUGAAGGACCGGAGCUACUCCGGACAGGUCGGGUCGGUGGCGUCGCCAACUCUCAACAGGGCGCUGAACUUUGGGGAAGUGGAAAACGGAAGGGAUGAAGAGGAUGGAGACGACCCAACAGAUCUGAGGGACGAGUUUAUACCAAUCAGAGAGAGCGCCACCGGUGGGACUCACACCGCCAUCAAGCACCUACAGGCCCAACUUGACCGGGCUGCGUCCCGCGUCAGGACCCUGGAGGCCGAGCUGAACCGGGAGGGGGGCGACCCGCCCGGAGUCAACGGGUCAGGGGACUGGAGCUCUCUGAGCCGGGAGGAGGAUGGCGGCGCCCUGCUGCACAGCCUGGGCCACGCCCUGCACAGCCGGGAGCGUCUGAUCCAGGAGUUCCUGGGUUUGAUCCGCAGACCUUGCGUGGAUGAGAGAGCGGACGCCGACCAGCUGACUGAGAAUCUGAAGGAAAUCCUCUCUGACAGCAAGGUUGCCGUGGAAACCCUGAGGUCUGAAAUAACCGAGAGGGAGAAGAAUCUGCAGGAAGAGGUGGAGGCCCUGAGGAAGGUUGGACGAGACCGAGACAGAGACCUGGACACGCUCAACGUGGUGCUGCAGUGCAACCAGGACAUCAUCAACGACCUGCGAGUGACUCUGGGGGAGAAGGAGCGGCAGCUGAAGGAGGUGGAGAAGGAGCGAACGCUGAGGAGGCAGCAGGAGGACGCCGUCGCCGCCGUCCUGCAGGAGAAGGAGGCGCUGAUCCGGUCCUUCAGGCUGCAGCUGGAGGAGCGUCGGACAGAUGUGGAGGGUCCCUCCGCCGCUGCCAUUGGUCAGCAGCCGUCGGUGGGCAGAGCCGAGCUUGCAGCCUUGCUGAGAGAAAUGGAGGGAAACAGCGCCACCUUGUGCCAGGAGGUCACCAAACUCACCGCAGCCCUGCAGGAGUACCAGGACAUGGUUCAGACUCAGCAGGAGAGCCACAGCCAGACGGUGUCCUCGCUGACGGCUCAGCUCAGAGACGCCCAGCGGCAGCUGAGGGAGAAGGACAGGGAGACGAGGGAGGCGGCGAGAGGCUGGAGGGACGACAGCGAGGACCGAGAGAGGGAGGAGAGGAGGCUGAGGGACAGCCUGCAGAAGAGGGAUCACCUCAUCCAGCAAAUCCUGCUGGACGCUGAGGAGCGGGACCGUCUGUUCAGAGAGCUGCAGCAGAACCUCCACAACAAGCGGGAGCCUGAGACGGCCAUCGAACAGGCGCCGUGACGGAGGACGGGGGGGCGUUCACCGGAGCACUUGACUUCGCACUUUCUGCACCGCCGCGCACGUCGGGUUUAUUUAUAUACGAAUCUUCAGACAUUCCUGGGGGGGUUGUGGGCGUGGCCUGAAGGGGGCGGAGUCUCCCACUGUCUGAACUCUCCGGAGCGAAUCGGGAAAUUCAGCGCCGGAGAGUCGGGCAGUUUUCAGGAAGGAGUGCGGCUCCUCACAGCCCCGUGUUUAGUACUUAGUUCUGAGUUUAGUUGUUGUUAGACACGUUUCUGACGGGGGGGUAUUGAUGGGCGGGG